UGUAUCGUUGGGUCGCGUCAGUCGAACGUCCGGACUCAGUGUGGCCACACGCUUGUUUACUGUGGACACGUCCUGUCACGCGGUCACCACGUGGACCUCGCACGUGACAUACUAACUUUAUUUAAAAAAAAAUUGAACGCAUAUCCGAGCUUCGUGUUGAGAAUUUUCCAUCUGUCACAAUUUUGGCGGGAAAAUUUCGUACUGUCAAAGUGAAAGUAGUGAAGUUGAGUAGAGUCAUGCGAACGAUUGUGUUAGUUUUUGUUUCGUAGUUUUUGAGUAAUGAACGAGAUGUGUGGUGUUUGGUACCUCGUCCUCGGCUUCCUGGCGCUCCCGGGCCCUUCCUGCAGCAACUCAGAUAAUUUAGCACUUCUAUUGGACACUCUCAAGAUAAUACAGCGGGCGGUUUGCAACGACGAGACGGUAGCCCUAGCUUGUCCCAGGGGUACCACCAUCAGCAUACAAGUAGCUCAGUAUGGAAAGGCUGGAGAGGAACGAGGAUGUCCAGCUUUGAGCACUGAUUUGGCUGAAGAGAACAAAAAUUGUAAGAGGCCAAAUGCCAUGCAGUACUCAUUACUGCAGACGGUGGUGGAAGCUUGCCAGAAGAAACCGCAAUGCAAGUUCAGUACGCUACCGAUGGCCGGCCUGGUGGACCCCUGUCCUACGCAGAGCAAGUACGUUGAGGUCGCGUACAAGUGCCGUCCAUAUGAGUUUCGAAGUAGAACCGGCUGUGAAGGUGAGAUGAUCAAGUUGAGCUGCAACCCUCACUCCAGGAUCGCGAUCUUCGACGCUCAGUAUGGCAGGACAGCUUUUGAAGCAAUCACAUGCCCUCAGACGCAGGGAGUGCCGGAUGAAAUUUUGUCUGCAGCAUGCGUGACUCCCCAUGCAGUGAAGACAGUGAUCCAGCUCUGCCUCGGGAGACGCCGGUGUCAGAUACCCGCCAACAACAAAACGUUCAACUCAUCCUGCAAUUAUCUAUCGAGGCCAUAUUUGAAGGUCGUUUAUGCUUGUGUACCACUGGGUGUCCUAUCAGAGAAAUAUGAAAGUGCAAGUGAAGGGGACGAACAAACUACACAUUUUGACCAUACCAAAGCACUUUUUGAUGAAACAGAAGAAGCUGGUGAGAAAUGGGGGGAGCCGAAUGCGGAUCGAGCUCUGCAACCAUCCAUCGGUGAUUAUAAUGUUCCUACAACAGGUCUAGAAGAGGAAAUAACAACAACACAAAAACCAAAAAAGACCGCUGACAAUGCAGAGCCACCACGCAGUAAUUCGAUAUUGGUGCUAUCCGUUAGCAUAGGACUGCUAUUUAUCAUUAUCAUAAUUGGGGCGUUCAUUACUAUUCGGUGUUACAUUAAUCGCAGGACGAACCUUUCUAAAAACGGAGAUAUGUACACGACUGAAGCCCCAAACGUUUUCAACGAUGCAUUUUCCGAUAUUGACAAUGACGCAGAUAUUAGCCACAUAUCUGGGACAUUCCACGAUCCAAUGCACCCCGACAUGAUUUUGUAUAAAAAUGUCCCCGGCACCAGAGGUACUCUGCGAGCUAUGAAGCCGUUAUGUACAAUUUAUCCUUCUACAGCAGAAGCAAAUAUGUACGGAAACGUAGACUAUGUGCCUUCACACGCAACUGCACCUAGGUUUACUAGGAGUAGAAGUAAUGAAGAGGAGGUGGAACCUAACGUAAUGACGAGCCCAAGAAGUUUAGGAGCGCAUUCCACGAACUACUACUAUGGCUGACAACACGACGACGGAGGCAGAUACGAUGCCUCUCGGACAUAUUGCUUUUAGUGUAACAUCUAAGUGCACAAUGGAACAGAAUGCUUAUAAAGCGAAAGGAUUGUGUAAAAAUAAAGGUUAACAAUAUUUGGAACUGUUAAAGACUAAAGGGUUUGUUUAUAACAUUUUAAUUGUUACAUUAUAUUAGUUUAAGGAUCUUAUAAUUGUUCUGUAAGUUCUCUUGUUCAUUAUUCAAUCUGUCACGCUCAUUAGAGAUGCACCUAUGUAUCUACUUUUGCAUAUCGUCAAUUCAGCACUUUUGUAUUUCAAACUAUUACUACAAUCCCAUCUGUGAUGGUUAAUUAAAUUAUCCUCUACAAGUCUAAAUAUAGAGAAUAUUAUUUGUAAAGAAA
Molecule: messenger RNA, 2126 nt
Organism: Spodoptera frugiperda (fall armyworm)
Lineage: Eukaryota; Metazoa; Arthropoda; Insecta; Lepidoptera; Noctuidae
Product: protein eva-1
Exons: 8
Coding region: 280-1734 (484 amino acids)
Molecular function (GO): carbohydrate binding
Source: RefSeq, a predicted model, not a curated record